Molecule: messenger RNA, 747 nt
Organism: Pyrenophora tritici-repentis Pt-1C-BFP
Lineage: Eukaryota; Fungi; Ascomycota; Dothideomycetes; Pleosporales; Pleosporaceae
Source: RefSeq, a predicted model, not a curated record
AACUAAUGUACAACUUGAUGUUGCGACCAUAAGCUUCGUCAGCUUGCGUGCUCAAAACAAGACGACUCUUGGCUCUUGUGUUCCGUCUUCCGUGUCCGCCCAUCAUCCGUCCACACUCACACCCACACACACGCUACCCCACACAAUGGCAACGGCAGAAACCGUAGAUCUAGGCCCAGCGCACGCCCCCCAUCAAGGCUCCAUCGAUGCAUUCGCCUCAAUCCUAGACAGUGUAAAGGAGGAACUUGUAAAGUUGAGGCAUGAUCAUGAUAAACACGAGCCCACCUACUUCUCCCGCGUCCACCACCUCCCCAACUCCGACCUAACCUCCUUCACCGCCGCGGACCUAACCAGCGUGCGCGUAGCCAUCUCGGCCUACGGUCUGCACCUCUUCGGCAAGGUGCGGCUGCCCGCGCUGGACGACGGCUACAUCCAUAUUCGGAUCUUUGGGCGACCGAAAGAAGGCACCGAUGGGAGUGAGUUGGAGGAGAGGGAGUAUAGUUUGCAUAGUAUACAUACUGAGGAGGUUGUGAAAGAAGAUGGGGAUAGGGUUUAUAGGGCGGUUUUUGGGGAGGCGGAUGCGUUGGAGUGGUUUGAGACGUAGUGGGUGGGAAAAGGGAAAUUGCUGUGACGGUGAUGUGAUCUUGUUUUGUAUAUUUGAUAUUCAGUCUGUGAUGACGGGAUAUGUCGACCUUGCUGGAUGCAAUCAAACGCCGCGCUCAAACAAUAAAGUCAAAAAUGAACCCA